CGUGGCGUCGGGUGUUUUGGUUUGGAUUUUUUUUUCCACGAAAGAAGUUUGCCUUGGCCACGCCUCAAGGCGGCCGCCUCCUCCUGCCCCCUCCUCCGCCCCUCGGCGCACACCUCUGGUGCAGAUUGCAAAGCGCUUUCCGUUGCGAGAGCUGCAAAUUUUGCAAAAGCUAGGCUCGCCCACCUUGUAAGAAGAAGCGCCUGUGUCCCUGGUAUCCUCAAUUGCAAGAGCUGGUCGCCUGAUUUGGUCACCGGCUCAUCCAGACUGUAUGAUCUCCCGGGACCCUCUUGAGUUGCACGUUUCUGCACCAAGGACCGUAAUUCCCCUUCGCUCCUAGGAUUUGCAGCGUUCUGGAUACUGGAGGCUUGCAAGCUACGCUUGCCCAACCUUGGGCAGACACUCGCCCGAACCACAGGAGUGUGCCGGAGGCAGGCCAGUCCUUCGCCUCUCCAUGAGCCCAUGAACCUGGGGGCAGGUGCCCGGAGAUGGCGCGGCCUCUGAGCGACAGGACCCCGGCCCCCCUGCUGCUGGGCGGCCCGGCGGGGGUGCCCCCUGGUGGGGGCGCGCUGCUUGGGCUUCGGAGCCUUCUGCAGGGGACCAGCAAGCCCAAAGAGCCGGCCAGCUGUCUCCUGAAGGAAAAGGAGCGCAAGGCGGCUCCGCCCGCAACUACCGUCCCCGGGCCCGGCCUGGAGACUGCGGGCCCGGUAGAUGCCCCAGCUGGGUCGACAGGGGGCGGCGGGUCCCCGCGGGGGCGGCCGGCGGCGGCGGUGCCUGGCCCGGGUCUGUUGGCGCCGCUGCUGUGGGAGCGCACGCUGCCUUUCGGGGACGUGGAGUACGUGGACCUGGACGCCUUCCUGCUGGAGCACGGGCUCCCGCCCAGCCCGCCGCCCCCGGGUGGCCCGUCGCCGGCGCCGUCGCCCGCGCGCACGCCCGCACCCUCCCCGGGGCCGGGGUCCUGCGGCUCGGCCUCCCCUCGCUCUUCGCCCGGGCACGCCCCCGCCCGGGCUGCCUUGGGGGCCGCCGGCGGCCACCGCGCAGGGCUGACCUCUCGGGACACACCCAGUCCUGUGGACCCAGACACGGUGGAGGUGCUGAUGACCUUUGAACCAGACCCAGCUGAUCUUGCCCUGUCAAGCAUUCCAGGCCAUGAGACCUUUGACCCCCGGAGACACCGUUUCUCAGAGGAGGAACUUAAGCCCCAGCCAAUCAUGAAGAAGGCAAGGAAAAUUCAGGUGCCAGAAGAGCAGAAGGACGAGAAGUAUUGGAGCCGACGGUACAAGAACAAUGAGGCAGCCAAGCGGUCUCGCGAUGCCCGGCGGCUGAAGGAAAACCAGAUUUCAGUGCGGGCGGCCUUCCUGGAGAAGGAGAACGCCCUGCUGCGUCAGGAGGUGGUGUCUGUCCGCCAGGAGCUGUCCCACUACCGCGCGGUGCUGUCCCGCUACCAGGCCCAACAUGGGGCUCUGUGAGGCUGCCCCCACCCCCAUCUGGCAGAGCCCUCUUUCUUGCUCAGACUCGCGCCCUCUUCCCUCCCCGCCCUGUGGCCCACGGGCUGGCCAGCUGGGUGCCCCAGGGACCGUGACGAUGCAGAUAAAUACAUUUAUAUUUUUAAGAAAAAGCGAGCCUCCCCCCUCCCUCGCGGGGGCGGGGAGGGUCCUGUGUGUGCCCCGGGCACGUCGGGGACCCCAUCCUCCCACCGCCUCCGUUAACACGAUCCUGAAUAAAUCUUGAGAACCCUAGA
Messenger RNA from Ictidomys tridecemlineatus (thirteen-lined ground squirrel), 1738 nucleotides. RefSeq names its product D-box binding PAR bZIP transcription factor (gene Dbp). Gene Ontology annotation, molecular function: RNA polymerase II cis-regulatory region sequence-specific DNA binding; DNA-binding transcription factor activity, RNA polymerase II-specific. The record is from RefSeq and is a predicted model, not a curated record. Gene Ontology annotation, biological process: regulation of transcription by RNA polymerase II. Gene Ontology annotation, cellular component: nucleus. NCBI's taxonomy places the organism in Eukaryota, Metazoa, Chordata, Mammalia, Rodentia, Sciuridae.